This is a messenger RNA of Desarmillaria tabescens, 954 nucleotides long. RefSeq names its product N-terminal nucleophile aminohydrolase. Bases 1 to 954 code for a protein of 317 amino acids. Gene Ontology annotation, biological process: glutathione catabolic process. The record is from RefSeq and is a predicted model, not a curated record. Gene Ontology annotation, cellular component: cytoplasm; glutathione hydrolase complex. The transcript has 12 exons. NCBI's taxonomy places the organism in Eukaryota, Fungi, Basidiomycota, Agaricomycetes, Agaricales, Physalacriaceae. Gene Ontology annotation, molecular function: omega peptidase activity.
AUGUGUCGUUUUGUGAUCUACAAGGGCACGUCUCCCGUCCAACUCUCACAUGUCCAUCGCCGGAGACCGAUGAACGGAGAUGGGUUUGGUGUUGGACAGGAUGGUAUGAUUCUGUAUACCGACGAGGAAUUGGGUGCCCAGCCUUGCAUAUUCACGUCUGUCACACCAGCAUGGAAUAAUAUCAAUCUUACACGACUCGCUGAAAAGAUCAAGUCACCACUAGUAUUUGGACACGUACGAGCUACGACAGCGGGAUCAUUGUCUCUAGACAACUGUCAUCCGUUUGUACACGGAAAGCUCAUGACGGACGGAUCUAGUUCAUGCACAAUGGGUGGUAUCGCCGAUUUCCAUCUGAUCAAGCGGAAACUGCAGAGUCAAUUGCCUGAUGUCGCCUUGAUAUGGUCCAAGGCAACACAGGCGAACUCUGAAUGGGCCUUUGCACUCUUUCUAUCAAAGCUUCCAGACCCGAACGCCACGACCUUUAGCUCCCAAACACUGCGAAAGGCGAUGCUUGACACGAUUGCUUCCUUGAAUUACCUUUGCGGAAGAGGUUGGGAUUCACUGAGUCUUAUGAACUUUUGUGUAACGGAUGGGGAUGCUGUCAUUGCUACUCGGUAUAUCUCAUCACGGAAAGAUGAAGCAGCUUCCCUGUGGUUCUCGUCCGGCACAACGUUCAGUGAAUACGCCGAUGGCGGUCACUAUAAAAUGUCAAAGGCUGACAAGCGAGAGAACAUAAUCAUGAUUGCGAGCGAGCCACUUACGUUUGAACGAGCUGAUUGGAUGGAAAUAAAAACCAACACCAUGGUUGUCAUCACGCCCAAGAUGAAUCUCUUACAAAUACCGAUAAUUGACCAAUUUUACGUCGCACCUUCAGAUCCUAAUUCUGCUCGAACCAUCGAGUUUGCACGAGAGAAGGGGUUACUUACGCCUCGCAAGGAGCUAUCUUCGCCAUAG